UUUUCAAUGUUUGUACCUAAACCUGUAACCCGUGGUAAUUUAAAUUACUGCUCUGUGGUGGUGAAUUGUGAUUGCUACCCUAUCAAAGAAGGAAGUGCUACCCUUUCUCAAAUCAAUGUAGUUUUUUUGUAUUUUUGCAUACCUAUAGUUAAUUAAUACAUUACAUUUAAAAAAUUGUGAUAUGAAGAAUAUAAUCGAAACAAGCACUUUAUUUAAAAUUUCUGACAUUAUACAAGUUCUAUUUACAAUUUUUAAAUGUACCACACAAAUAAAGUGAUUAUCGUCAUAGGGCAAUUACACCUAAAAAUAAGUGAUGUCGGUGUAUAACAGAAUAAUCAUAUAAGCAAUGGAACAAAGUCUUACUGAAUCGCGUAAAUCAAGUAAGGACAGUAUUAUUAAAGACCUAGGAACAUCACAAACAAGCCUCAAAAGUACCAAAAGCCUCGAUAAAUCCAGCCUAAGCGGUGGUAGCUUAAAGCAAGAGAAAAACUCAAAACAAUUUAAAUCUGAAUUACAUCAACACCAAGAACAUGAAGGUGACAAUCAAAAAAUACAUGAUGCUUCGUUGAAAGUGCCUAAUAAAAUAAUAGCAAAUUGGAGAUCAGCAUGUGAUAAAACCAAAGACAAAACGAAAGAUUUACUGAAACGUUGGAGGACGUUGUCAGAGAUUGAAGCGGAUGGUAUUAAAAAACCAGAGGAAAAUGAGAAGUCUGAUAGUCACUCUGAAAGCUGUGGCUGGAGUGUACAUGUGUGGACCACUUGGGUAGACCGAUUUAGCGUCGAUUCUGGUGAAAACUCAGAGGACAACAAUGGAUAUCAGCUAAGUCUUACACAAAGCAACAAAUUCUCACAUUUUUUUACAUGUCUAUUAGACCACGAUCAGGACAAUCUUAUUAGUGAAGAUGAUUUUGAACAUUUAAUGGAGAGAUUGCGACAUUUUGCAGACUGGUCUUUGACAUCUUCAGAAUUUAAUAUACUUCGAGAGAUAGAACGAGGGUUCAUUGAAACGUUUUUAACUAACAUAUCACAUGAAAAAUUAGGUUUCACAGUCAAUAAUUUGACGUAUAUUACAAAGGAUGGAUGGUUGCACAAAUGGGGUGAAUUACUGGAUGGAGCUAAAAAUCUAUCUGAUUUUCCUAUUUGGCUUCAAUUUUUUGUUAAAGUUCUCUUCCAAGUUAUAAAUAGGAGUGCGACUGGGGUAAUAACUAGAGACGAACUAAGCUCAUUCUAUUCUUCUGUACUUGGUCUAGAUGCUGUGAAAGUAGGACAAAUACUCGAUCAUGCCUAUCAAGCAAUGACUUCGAAUGGCGACCAUCCCUUGCACUAUAAAUCGUAUAGACUAUGUUUCGCGAACUAUCUACUUGGAAGAAAUCCGAAUGGACCAGGCCAUUACCUUCUAGGCGCUCCUGUAACAACAUUAUCAACAAUAAUGUUUCCCAUUGACUAUUCGGCAUUGAACACCCAGCCAGAGGACCUCGAACAAUACGCGCCUGAUCAGAAAACAAACAGGCGCAGUGUCAUCGUCUGAUGAAGUAGUUUUUUUUAUAGUUUUCCAUUAUUAGAUUGUACAUAUUUCUUUUAUAUUUUUGUAGAGUACUAAAACUGUUUUGCCUCAACUGUGGUCCAUUAAGAUAUUAAACGUUUUCACAACACCAAUGUGCACACUAAGGUAUACCAGACCUGUUGAUUUUCAACCUGAGAGAAUUCGAAAAGUGUGAAAUAACACAUGAAAAUCUUAUUUUUAAACUAACUUAGGUUGAAUGACUGCAUAAUGCGAAUUAGUAAAAAUUAGAUGUUCUUUUGCAGUUUCCAAAAUUUAUUAAAAGGAAUAUUAGACAAAAUUUAAAGUAAAAAAUACUGGUUUAAAUUACAUACAUUUUAGUGAUGGAUAAAAUAUUUUUUCUUAAAAAACAAUGUUGAAUAAUUUAUAAAAAUGAACAUAAAAACUACGUUUCUUAUUCUAUCGGGUUGAAUGGCAAUUGAAACAGUCUAGAAGCGAUUCUUAUAAUUGUUUUAUCUAACAGCUUCUAGAUUUACUUAAUUUUAAAGGACACACAUACACACAAGUGCACCUUUCUUAAUAAAGAUUCUAAAUAGUAUGUGAUACUAAAUUGUUACAAAAAAUAAUAUGUUAAAUGUCUUUCUUGUCUAUUAAUUAAUACCUACUUUUCUUAAUUUCAUAAAAGGAAAUUGUUUAAUUUUACUUUUGAAAGUUUUUCAAAAUUCCUUAACACAUCGCUGUUGCCCUUUUAUUACACAUGAUAUGUCUUUAAAUUAAUAAUUUUGAAAUUCCACCAUAAUUUAAAAUUUUUCUCACAUUCUUGAAUUUUAGUAAGUAUUAUAGAGUACAUGAACAAUUGAGUAUAAUUUAAAACAAUUAGGACAACAAUAAAAAUGGUCACUCUAAUGUUGGUGUGUUUUAAAAAAAGCUUUAAACUUGAUGACUUUAAGACAAAUUAAUUUAAUUGCAGAACUGUGAACCAGAAAUGUGAUAAAAGUACCUCAUAUAUAUAGUUUCCUAUACAGUGGGCAAACGCGAACUGAAAACCCUGUGGUUUAUAGUUCUGUGACAAUUUUUUUUUAUAGAGAUUUUUGAAUAUUUAUAUAACAGCUUGUUAUAUUUGUCAUAAAACAAUAUGAGUUACUGUUUGAAAAUAAUAUAAAAACAAACUUCAUUGAAGAUGUUUAAAGCAAUAAUAUAUGCCUAUAUGAAAUAAGAUAAUCUAGAAACCUAUAUGCUCAAAAUUAUAGUUAUGUAGUGUUAUAUUAAUUUUGCAAACAUAUAUUUGGGCAAUUUGGUAAAUUAUGUAUAUCCAAUAUUAUAACUCAGCAAACAGUUGUUUGCAAGACAUUAAAUUCCAUAGACUCUAGUAAAACUACAAUAAAAACCACAAAUUUGUAAUUUAUGAUAAUAUAAUUAUUUUUUGUUGCUAUAUAGAGAAAAAAUUAUAAAUUGUUUAUCUUAUUAUAAGCUUGAAACUAGCUGCCUAAUUUUAGUAGUCUACUAUCCUUUUGUAUUCGGCUCAAUUAAGAAAUCAUUGCUUAUUUAUUUAAAAAAAGUACUUAAGUAUAUAUAUUUUACAAAUUUCCCAAACCUCACAAAUGAAUUUAGAAAACUAAAGCUCAUAUGUUAAUUUUUUACUAAAUAUUGAAAUAAUGGCUUUAAAAAAGAUUGAAUUGAACAUGAAAAUAUGAUAAACCAGUUUUUUCCAAUAUUUUUCUCAAAUAUUUAUUAGUCAUGAGAAUAUUCUCAAUACAUACAUUAAGUUCAAGCUACUUGAUCUCAAGAAACACAAAUUCGUCUUGCCAUUGCAAAUAUUAUGUCCAGUGGAUUGAGCUUUUCUGUAAAUAAAUUGUAAUAAUUAUAAAUAUACUUUAAAACUUUAUCUCCAAAAAUCCAAGACUGUAAAAAUUCUUAUUGUAAGUAAGCACUUGGGUUCCUUAAUUGUAGCUUUUGAAAAAAAGUAGCACAUUGUUAAAUCUAGACUACUAACUUAUUUUAACAAUAGUUUUAACUGCCAUAUUUUAUAUGAAUAAAAAAUACUUUUUAUUAGCAAUAUUUCAUAAAUAGUAAUCAUCACAUUUUGGAAACUAAGAUAAAACACAUUCCCUAGAUCCAAACAAAAUAAAAAUAAUAAUAACUGAACAGAACCAGCCUAAAUAGUUUAGCUUUCUGUAUAAAGCAAAUCAUUAAAAUAAAAUACUAUACAAAGCUAUUGCAUUAGAAAAAUGUAUGAAUGACUUAUCCAUAUUUAUUCUCAUUUCAUUCAUAGUAAUACUGAAAAAAAAAAAAAAUAAUAAUAAAUUAGCCUACAUAACACAUUUUAAGUUAACAUAUUUACUUACACAUGUAUCCUGUAAAUAUAUAUAUAUAUAUAUGCAGGGUGUUCCUAAAUGUGGUGUCUAUAAUGAAAUGAUUCCUUGGCCUUUUUUAUUACUUAAAUUUCAUAUUAACGUGUGCUCUAAAUGGCUUUUUCUUGUUAGUUUUUUAAAGAUUGUCUUCAGUGAUGCCUUUGGACUUAAUUUUAAUCUAAUCAGGUUUUAAAUUGUCCUCUUAGUACUACAAAAAAACUUGCAGUUUUAAUCAAUCAAAAUCGUCAAAAGUGUUAGCAAUAUUAAUAGGCCAAUGAGUUACUUGUAUCAAUAUUAACAUGACAUUUAUGAACCUGCUAUAUACAUAACUAAUUUUUAAGAAUAUACUAAUUUGCCUACAUUACAUCAGCAUAUCAUUUUUUAAUUAGGUUUACUUACUAGUGCAACUGAAAACACCAGCAAUGCUUCUUUUCCUAACAAAAAAAGGGCACAAUAUUGUUCAUACUGACUAUUAUAUAUUGUAAAACAAAAAAAGCACAAAUAAAUAACGUUACAAAAAAUAAAACAUAAUUUUUAUUCACAACACAUCAGAAUUUAACAUCUUUUAACCAAUUUUCACACAGUUUUUUGUGUACUGUUAAAAGUUCUUGUUUGUGAAUUUCAGCACCAAGUCUAUUAUUUUUUACCAAACAUUCUGCCAUCAAUCUAAGUGAUUUUUUAAAUUCGUCAGGUAAGUCACUAUCCCAAAUUUGAUGGAAAUUUUUCCUCGACUUGUCUGAAGAAAAUAACUUCUCUAAAUGUUCUUUUGUGUGUUCAUUUGUAAAAUCAGGCACAGGUAAAGGAGGUGCUGAAGGAUGUAAUUCUGGGGUUGCUGAGGCAGGGCUAAUAGUUCCAUUUAAAGGGAAAGCUACUCUUUUAUUUCCUAUUCUUGAUUUUGGAGGUGGAUUAGAAGGAUUGUAAUUUAACAUUGGUGGAUCAUUCCAUCCUGGAUCGACUGCAAGCAUUUAAAUCAUCUUUUAUCUUUAAAAUUUGAUUAUAUCUUACCUUUUGGUUUGUUAUCCUGAUCCAUGUCUUAUAAAAUAAUUAAAAAAAAUAUAUUUAUAAAAAAAGUGACAACAAAACAAAAAGGUUACAAGUUUCCAAGUUUGCUUCACUACUUGUCACUUGUCUUUACAUG
Psylliodes chrysocephalus is the source of this 4990-nucleotide messenger RNA. The record is from the annotation of a GenBank genome assembly. Lineage: Eukaryota; Metazoa; Arthropoda; Insecta; Coleoptera; Chrysomelidae.